This is a messenger RNA of Lactuca sativa (garden lettuce), 884 nucleotides long. It is a transcript of the gene RD2, whose product is annotated as Adenine nucleotide alpha hydrolases-like superfamily protein. NCBI's taxonomy places the organism in Eukaryota, Viridiplantae, Streptophyta, Magnoliopsida, Asterales, Asteraceae. The record is from RefSeq and is a predicted model, not a curated record.
UCUUAACAAAAGGUAAAAUAAAAAGGAAGUUUUAUUUUGCACGUUGUAUGAAUAUUUUAAUGUUACGUUGCCACUUUCCUAUACGAUUCCAGCCACUUUCUUGGUGGCGGCCGGUAGGGGGCGGCUCAACCCUCAUAUAACAAGUUAACACCAACACAAGCCAAGCCACCCACUCAACAGUCAACACGCUUCUGUUUCUGUUCAGAUUUCAGAUCCAACAACACAAUGAGUAUGAGAAUGCAAACUUUAAGCGAAGAAGUAGAGUACAACUGGACCGCCGAUCGCCGUCCCGGCCGUGAUAUCGUUAUCGCAGUUGAUCAUGGCCCUAAAUCCAAACACGCCUUCGAUUGGGCACUCCUCCACUUCUGCCGCCCCGGCGACACCCUUCACCUUGUCCACGCCGUCUCCAGUUUAAAGAACAAUAUCGUUUAUGAUGUAUCGCAGACGCUAAUGGAAAAACUAUCUUUGGAGGCCGUGAAGGUUGCUAUGGUAAAAACAGUGACACGAAUAGUGGAAGGAGAUGCGGGUAAGGCAAUUUGCAAGGAAGCAGAAAAAGUGAAGCCAAUAGCUGUUGUCAUGGGUACAAGAGGCCGCAGCCUAAUGCAAAGUGUAUUACAAGGAAGUGUAAGCGAGUAUUGCUUCCACAAUUGCAAAUCAGCACCUGUAAUAAUUGUUCCUGGCAUAGAAGCUGGGGAAGAAUCAGUGGUUCCGAUGGACUAGAGAUCAUUGUAGAUGGUGAUUUCUUGUUCAAAUUGAUUGUUUUUUAUUCUUAAUUUGUACAUUGUGUGUGUUGUAUUUAUUUUGUAAUCUUUUAUAUGCUAAUAUUCUUAUGUUUGGUUCUGUAAUAUUAUUAUUCUAAUAUAGUGGAAGACCAUUUUAUGUUA